This is a messenger RNA of Rhizoctonia solani, 582 nucleotides long. RefSeq lists its product as uncharacterized. The record is from RefSeq and is a predicted model, not a curated record. The transcript is spliced from 2 exons. NCBI's taxonomy places the organism in Eukaryota, Fungi, Basidiomycota, Agaricomycetes, Cantharellales, Ceratobasidiaceae. The coding region runs from base 1 to 582 and encodes 193 amino acids.
AUGCCCAUCUUCAACUCCAUCAACGCCUUGGCCUACAACCCUUGCCUGAACAUUGUUUGUUACAUCAUGAACAGCCCAGAGGAGAUGAGAGCACACCUAGAAAGCUCUGCCAACAUCAUUCACGCUCUGAUAAGCGCCAGCAGUUGCAACAAGGUCAGGUUCUUCAAGUGCAACGUGUACAAGCACCCCAAGUGGGGAUUCCUCUAUUGGCUCGACCCCAGGGGAGAAGAAGGACCAGAUACACUGUAUGAAAAGCGAGCGUAUUGCUGGUGGAACUUCAUUGCCUCCCAUCCAGGUGCUUUCAGGGAUCUGGCACAAUGGCAUCGCCAUGGGUUUGCUACCCCACCCCCACAGUCUCCACACCUCCAUCUCGGACCCACCAGCCUACACAAGCAGGCCAGCAACGCCAGUGACCCCUCCAGCACGGCCAGACACUCCCAGGCCAACAGAGGUACAUGCACCAGCACCCUUGCCCAUCCCCCUGUUCUGCAGCAUGCCAGACACUUGCUGGACCCCAAGAUACUUGUCCCCAGUGAGAGAAACACAAUGGGAGCCUCAGAGCUACCUAGGAUGGAGCAAUAA